Messenger RNA from Manduca sexta (tobacco hornworm), 2007 nucleotides. Its product is annotated as polycomb protein EED. Gene Ontology annotation, molecular function: protein binding; nucleosome binding. Gene Ontology annotation, cellular component: ESC/E(Z) complex. The record is from RefSeq and is a predicted model, not a curated record. Gene Ontology annotation, biological process: negative regulation of transcription by RNA polymerase II. NCBI's taxonomy places the organism in Eukaryota, Metazoa, Arthropoda, Insecta, Lepidoptera, Sphingidae.
AUAUUUUCAAUUUUGACAUGCGACUGACAUUAUUUGGUACCGCAAUGCAAUGUCAACUGUCAAGUAAAUUUUGAAUCAAUUUUAUAACUGGAUUUCUACACAGAAUAAAUGAUAUUAAAACGAUACGGACAGAACAAUAGCUAAACUAAGUGAUAACAUAGAAAUAUCUAUUCGCUAUUAUGAAUUUUUCCGACAAUGAGGCUGAUGACACAUCAAGCGUCGAAAGCACUUCAAAUACCGACAAUACUUCGCGAAGUGAAACUCCGACAAACUCUAGAGUUAAGAAACGUAGACGCGGGAAAAAGAAAGCUAUCAAACCAGUGAAACCACCUUACAAAUUUAAUUGCAGUGCAAAAGAAGACCAUGGUCAGCCAUUGUUUGGGUGUCAGUUCAACCACCACCUGGGGGAGGGGGAGCCCCAGGUGUUCGCUGUUGUCGGCAGCAACAGGGUUUCUAUAUAUGAAUGUCCUGAAAGUGGAGGCUUCAAGUUUCUCCAGUGUUAUGCUGACCCUGAUGUUGAUGAAACAUUCUACACCUGUGCUUGGUCAUAUGAAGAAGAAACAAAUCUCCCUCUAUUAGCCGUUGCAGGAUCCCGCGGCAUAGUCCGCAUCUUCCAUCCCGCCACGCAGACCUGCAUCAAACAUUACAUAGGGCAUGGCCACGCCAUCAAUGAAGUCAAGUUCCACCCCAGAGAUCCAAACUUACUCCUGUCUGCAAGCAAAGACCACGCUCUACGACUCUGGAACAUUAUGACUGAUGUUUGCAUAGCUAUCUUUGGUGGUGUAGAAGGACACAGAGAUGAAGUAUUGAGUGCUGAUUUCGAUCUCAAAGGGGAGAGGAUCAUGUCCUGUGGGAUGGACCAUUCCCUAAAAUUAUGGAGGCUAGACAAACCGUCUAUGAAUGAAGCUAUCAAACAGAGUUACAAUUUCAACCCUCAUAGAGCGUUGAGGCCUUUCAAUUCACUGAAGGAGCAUUUUCCUGACUUUUCUACACGUGACAUUCACAGGAAUUAUGUGGACUGCGUUAGGUGGAUGGGUGACCUUAUUUUGUCCAAGUCAUGUGAAAAUGCAAUAAUCUGCUGGAAGCCGGGCAGGCUUGAGGAUACGGAGCUGCGGCCCGGCGACAACUCCGUCACCAUUGUGAACCGCCCCGACUACAAAGAGUGCGAGAUUUGGUUCAUAAGGUUUGCUGUGGAUUACAGUCAAAGGGUAAUAGCGCUAGGCAACCAGUGUGGUAAGACGAUGGUGUGGGAACUCGGCAACGUGGCGGGCGGCUCCAAGGCGUCGCAGCUCGUGCACCCGCGCUGCGUCGCCGCCGUCAGACAGGUUACGUUAUCUCGGAACGGUAAAAUACUUUUAACUUGCUGCGACGACGGGACAAUAUGGCGCUGGGACAGAGUCAACGGAAGUAAUUAGAAUUAGUAUUUCUGACAUGGCAUACAGUUAUACUGGAUCUGAUAUUGUAGACCAAAUAAGUCAACAAGAGACGGUCGCCAGAAUUAUGUCGGCCUUAUAAGUCACACUAACUAACUAAUAAAGCUCUGGAUCAACAGCUAAUCUGUCAGUUAUAAUGGCCGCCUAACAACUUGACCUUACCACGUCAUGGGGGAUAAUUUGGUACGUAAUUGUAGUAACAUCAUAAUCCAAAAGACAUCCCCCACGACGCGGUAGUGUAGUCAAGCUGUUUAACCGCUAUUCAACUUAUCCGCCGUCAGUCCGACUUUAUCGUAAGACCGAUUCGUCGGUUAAAGUAAUUACUGUCGGAUACAAAACACACAAUUGAAUGAGAACCUGAAUAUUAAUUGUAUUUUUAUAUUAAGCCUCUAACGGGCGAAAAACUGCAUAGAAUAAGAAACGAUCUGUCUGAAAGCUCAGAAUUAAUUCUGGCUUUACCAAACAAUGUAAGCAUUUUUUAAUCAUCAAGCAAGACUGUUAAUUGGAUCAAAUUUAAUUAAAUAAGUCCUCUUAGCUAAGGUUCAUAAUUUUAAAUAUAGAACCCCCUCCACAA